This is a messenger RNA of Penicillium olsonii, 1062 nucleotides long. Lineage: Eukaryota; Fungi; Ascomycota; Eurotiomycetes; Eurotiales; Aspergillaceae. The record is from the annotation of a GenBank genome assembly.
AUGGGUUGCGGAAUGAGCACCGAGGAUAAGGAGGGCAAGGCGCGGAACGAGGAGAUUGAGAACCAGCUCAAGCGCGACAAGAUGAUGCAACGCAACGAGAUCAAGAUGCUGCUUCUCGGAGCCGGAGAGUCGGGCAAGUCCACGAUUCUGAAGCAGAUGAAGCUCAUCCACGAGGGUGGCUACUCUCGUGACGAGCGCGAGUCUUUCAAGGAAAUCAUUUACAGCAACACCGUGCAGUCCAUGCGGGUCAUUCUUGAGGCCAUGGAAUCUCUCGAGCUGCCUUUGGAGGAUGCGCGCAACGAGUACCACGUGCAGACCAUUUUCAUGCAGCCCGCUCAGAUUGAGGGCGACAGCAUCCCCCCUGAGGUUGGAACCGCCAUUGGCGCACUUUGGCGCGACACCGGUGUUCAGGAGUGCUUCAAGCGCUCGCGUGAAUACCAGCUGAACGACUCUGCCAAAUACUACUUCGACUCCAUUGAGCGCAUCGCUCAGCCUGACUACCUCCCCACCGACCAGGAUGUCCUCCGCUCCCGUGUCAAGACCACCGGUAUCACCGAGACCACUUUCAUCAUUGGAGACCUUACCUACCGCAUGUUCGACGUUGGUGGCCAGCGAUCCGAGCGUAAGAAGUGGAUUCACUGCUUCGAGAACGUCACCACCAUUCUCUUCCUGGUUGCCAUUUCCGAGUACGACCAGCUGCUAUUCGAAGAUGAGACCGUGAACCGUAUGCAAGAAGCCCUGACUCUGUUCGACUCCAUCUGCAACUCCCGCUGGUUCGUCAAGACCUCGAUCAUUCUGUUCCUCAACAAGAUCGAUCGCUUCAAGGAGAAGCUUCCCGUCAGCCCUAUGAAGAACUACUUCCCCGACUACGAGGGUGGUCCCGACUACGCCGCGGCUUGCGACUACAUCCUCAACCGCUUUGUUUCCCUCAACCAAGCCGAGCAAAAGCAGAUCUACACCCACUUCACAUGUGCCACUGACACCACGCAAAUUCGCUUCGUCAUGGCCGCCGUGAACGAUAUCAUCAUCCAAGAGAACCUCCGUCUCUGUGGUUUGAUUUAA